Crotalus tigris (Tiger rattlesnake) is the source of this 646-nucleotide messenger RNA. RefSeq names its product contactin-5-like. Bases 212 to 646 code for a protein of 144 amino acids. The transcript has 4 exons. Gene Ontology annotation, biological process: axon guidance; homophilic cell-cell adhesion; dendrite self-avoidance. The record is from RefSeq and is a predicted model, not a curated record. Gene Ontology annotation, molecular function: cell-cell adhesion mediator activity. NCBI's taxonomy places the organism in Eukaryota, Metazoa, Chordata, Lepidosauria, Squamata, Viperidae. Gene Ontology annotation, cellular component: plasma membrane; axon.
CCUGUCAUAUGGCAUUACUGUCUGAUUUGGAAGCAUUAUUGCUUCAGACAGGAAGGAGGUGCAAAGAGUGGUGAGGAUGGCAGAAAAGAUUAUUGGUAGUUCACUUCCUUCUAACUUCUGGUUUUCAUAGUGAACCAUUAGUUUGUGUAAUGAUCUCAGCAAUCACUUAACAAUUGUUGUGAAAUAGGUCAUAAAAUCAAGUUACCCUGCCAUGGGAAGCAUCUCCUCUCUGGAUUGGCAAGGGUCAUCGCAGCCCUAUCACCCACCAACAAACCCCGAGCCAUUCUCAGAUGCCUUCAAACAAGAGGAAGGUGUUGAUUAUGGGCCAACGUUUAUGCAAGAACCUGAUCAUGUGAUCUUCCCCAUGGAUUCAGAGGAGAAGAAAGUGUCCCUCAGCUGUCAAGCCAGAGGAAAUCCUGCCCCAGCCUACAGGUGGCUCCGGAAUGGAACCGAGUUAGACAUAGAAAGUGAUUACCGUUACAGUAUGAUAGAAGGAAGCCUUAUUAUCAACAAUCCCAGUGAAAUAAAAGAUGCUGGGCAAUAUCAGUGUUUUACCACCAAUGUCUAUGGUAGCAUUUUGAGCAGGGAAGCCACACUUCAAUUUGCAUAUUUCAAAAGAAUAUACAGAGUGUGCAGAAUAAUAUAG